AUGCGACGUUCACAAAAACUAUCAAUAUUAAAUCAAUUUAAACAUAAUCAUUUGGAAAAAGAUCUAUCAUUUCCCAUACAUCACAAACACAAACGCGAACAUCCAUUACAAUCAUCACAUCAAUUAGAUAAUAUUGAUACUUUAGAUAUUCAAAAAUUAAUAUCAAAUGCAUAUGAUCAAGCAUUACGCCUUGUUAAACAUUCAAAAAUACUAGAUAAAUUAAAAGAGCAUAAAAUAAAUUGUUUAAAUGAUUUAAGUAGUUAUAUCUUCGACAUGUUAAAUAAAAAUUCAAGAAUGAUUAAUUAUUCUUUCCGAACAGAAAAUAACACCACUGACGAGUUUGGAUUGGAUGAAGAAAACGAAGAUAAUGACGUCAUCAAUUAUGCACCAGACCAACUUAUUGAUGAAAUUCUAUUUGAUACUCAAAGCGACGGUGUUAGUGAUGAUGAUGAAAAUAUAUUAAAUUCAACAAAAUCAGAUUUUAAUGGAAUAAGAAUAGUUGAUAAUAUUAAUCCUGCUAUAAGAAAAUCGUAUUUCAAAGUCAAAAUAAAUGACAAUAUUAAGUAUCUUCACAAACAAUCGGCCUGCUGGCUGUAAUCGAGUCAGAUAACGAAAUUAUCAAGUGAUCGUUUAUCUCGUGUCAUGCAACAAACACCUGGCCAUGAUUAGUAAACUUAUUCAUUUCAUUUUUUUUCUGUUUUACUAGUAUUUACUGUUGUAAAAAGUGAAUAAACUAAUCAUUCAUAGUUUUUCAACACUAUUUAAUUUUGUUCUAUGCAUAUCUAGAUCAUUAAGAAUACUUUAAAGUACUUUAGCAUAAUUUCAAGUACUCUGACGUAAUUUGAAGCUACUUAAACGUAAUUAAAAAGUACUUUGAGCUACUUUAAGCUACUUUGAGCUACUUUAAGCUACUUCGAACUACUUUAAGCUAUUUCGAGCGACUUUGAAGUACUUUUUGUACUUUACUGUACUUUUCUACUUCAAGUCCGCCCUUUCCCCCUAGACGUGAAAACCAAAUGAAAGUUGAGAAGAAGAGUGAUGAAAUCUAAGAUGUCGUUCGAUUUUUUUCCUCUUCCGUUCUUUUUUCCAACAAUCAUAUUAUCUCUUAAAACUCAAUGAAGUGUGUAGAUGGGUGCUAACAUGUUUUCUUCACCCACACCCACACUCAAAUCGAGGAAUAUUCGAGUAUGUGUUUAUGCGAAUAUGUUCUACAAGAAGAAACGACAAAGAAAAACUUAAUGCAAGGUGUAAUACACAAGUGUAACUGACUUAUACAGAUAUAAAGGAGACGAAACAAAAAGAGAAUGAGAUGGUUUUUUCUGCAUAGUGAAUAAUUACACUUUCUACGCUUGCAAAUAUGUUUGUCGUCUCUCUCACUGUGUUUGAUAGAUUGCACAAGCAACCAAAAACAAAAAAAAAGAGAAGCGAUACAAAUUAAUCAAAAGUGUUAUGCAAUGCUGUUGUAAAGAACGAAAAAUCAAUAAAAACCAAGAAUCAUGGGCAUAAGUUAUCAUCGGCCGGAUUAGUCCAAAAACAUGUUUAAGUAAACCUUGACGAAUUCUACCGAAUGACGAAACCUCUUAGAAGUAGAUCAGCCUUUUCAAAAGAACGCAUGUUAGACCUCGAAUUUUCUGGUUCUUAAUGCAAGAGUGGAGAUUGACAUAUUAACAGGUAAAAGUUUACUUCCUUCUGUAGUAACAUUUUGAACACUACUCAGCGAUUUUGCCGCUAUCGUAUUUUUUCUCUUGAGCGACGUCUUCAGAGCAAUCAAAACCAGUUGCUCACUAUGCAACAAAGUAUGAUAAACUAUUUCGUUGGAUUUUUUCUCAAACCUUGCGGAUCCAAGCAAUAGUUUGGAAGUGUCUGAGUAUUGUUCAAUGCGUGCAAAAUUGUUCUCAAAGAAUUUUGCAUGAAUUAACAAAUUCCUUUAAAAGAGUUCUAUUUGGAGGUAAAAAUGCGUGAGUGAUCUAGAGAUCUUUUCGGAAAGCUCCACUUGUGAAGAUGGCUGACAAGAGGUUGACAGUAAUUAUAGGGAAACUCGCAAACGUUGUGCAACAGAUAUGAGUGAAAUUCUGUAGUUAGUCGAGGCAAUACCAUACUCAAAUUUGAAACUUCAACAUAAAAAUAAAAACACGCUACAUUUCAUCAAUUGAUGAUGCUAUUUCGAAAACAUCUUAUAUUCAUGAUCAGUAAUCUCACAAAACCUAACAGUUUAUCAAAUGCUCAUCUUCGUAAGUAGUAAAGUUGAGUCACAAUAUUGAUAUGGUUCAAGUCAAAGGUAUCAUAGAAAGGAUGAAUUCAGAGUAAAAAAGAAGAGAUUGAUACAUUUAUAAGAAUAUCAAGAAUUUUGGUCAUAAAUUAGCACCAUCAUGAUGUUAGACAAAAAUGUCGUCAUGAACAUGUUUUAAUAAGAAAUGCUUUAUAAGUAUGAUAAUUAUUAACGUCGAUCACGAUUGACUAGAAAAUCAACCAUGAAGCACAAAAACUCCAGAAUUCGAGCUAAGAUGAUUCCAAGAAAAAGUCUUAAUGUAAACAGCCGAUCGAGCCAUAUAUUGACUUCAUAUUCACCAGCAUAAAGCUAAAAUUUAGAUCGAAAUAUAUUAUUACUGAAUACCUGUCAUUGACAUAGUAAAACUGCCUGUGCUAAGUAAACUUACCCAGAGAUUAAUCGUGUUUCUCUUGAUACGGCUUGUGAAUGAACGAUUCGCCCAUAGUCGUCGACUUCCACAAAUGAGCCAAUAACGUGAUAAUGUUUUGUUUUGUAUCGCGUCAGAAAAUAUACCAUGAUUGAAUCGACAACGGAAAGUUGCGAAUGAUAAAUAUUUCAGUGCAUCGAGUAAAUAAAACAAAUCUUGCGAAGAAUUCAAUGGUAUAUUUAUUUUUUCUAAUCGAGGAAAAGCAUAAGAUAGAUAUUGAGCAUCAACGGCAUCUGGAAGAUUUCUUUUUUGAUUCAUAUCAUAAAUUACUAAGGUUCGAAUCUGUUGAAAGACGAUCUUUGUUGGAAAAUAGAUCAAUAGUGAUUCUUCUAAUGCAAGUGAAUUUAACUGUGGUAACUGGUAAAAGACAUCGGUCAAAGAUAAUAAUAUUUCCGUACUAAAACUAUUUCCUUUCACAAGCUCGAGUGAUGUAAUGUUGGGCAAAACAAAACGAUCAAGUGCAAUAUCCAAUGACCAUGUCAGACAAUUUAUGUAUUGUUCAAGACAAAUAUUGGAAGAUGUACAUACCCUAGAACGAGUAUUGAAAGGCCAAUUCAUGUUUUUCGGUGCGAAACGAGGUACUGUAAAAACACUCGUCGUCAUCCCAUUGUUAUCAUGAACGACAAACCAAUGUUUAUGGUCAAGCCAGAAUGGUGUUCUAUAGGUCAAGAAAAGUGAGCUCCACAUGUAAACUCCAAAUUUGGAGCUCACUUCCCAUCCACGUUUUACCAUAAAAUACAGUCCAUGUUUUUCGGUUUAAAGCAGUACGGCCCUAUUUGACUGAGAUACUAGGUUGACUUGUAUCUGAUGAUUAACAGAUGCAUUGCCUGUGAUGCUAGAGGCAAUACCUGGGAUGCUAGAGGCAAUACCUGGGAUGCUAGAGGCAUCGCCUGGUAUGCUAGUAGCAUCACCUGGGAUGCUAGGGGCAUCGCCUGGGAUGCCAGUAGCAUCACCUGGGCUGCUAGAGCCUUCACCUGAGAUGCUAGUAGCCUCACCUGGGAUGCUA
Molecule: messenger RNA, 3702 nt
Organism: Rotaria sp. Silwood1
Lineage: Eukaryota; Metazoa; Rotifera; Eurotatoria; Philodinida; Philodinidae
Source: the annotation of a GenBank genome assembly